Molecule: messenger RNA, 6334 nt
Organism: Thecamonas trahens ATCC 50062
Lineage: Eukaryota; Apusomonadida; Apusomonadidae
Exons: 2
Coding region: 12-6326 (2104 amino acids)
Molecular function (GO): protein binding
Source: RefSeq, a predicted model, not a curated record
GAGCAGGCGGAAUGGCGUCCAUCUCGGACAUUGUCGACUCCAAGUGGGACGACGUGGACCCCAACGAGCCGUCGGACAACCCGGGGCUUGAAUACUUCUUCGGCGACGACAACAGAGUGGUCGUACUCUGGCUGUAUGCCCGCUCACAGUUUGCUACCACUGUGGAGGCUCGCCCGGGUGUUGACGCGUCGACGCAGUACCCAAACUCGGCAGAGUGGGUCAACCAUAUUGUCUCCCGCUUUGCCCAUGCCCUCCUCGUCCGCCACGUCCACGAGCCCGACGUGAUUAUCCACUCGGCCGACGGGGUUACCCUCGCUCGGGUCGCCGCGCCCGCUGCCGGCGCUGCUGGCCCGCCAGAGACGGUCGAGCAGCUGAAGACGGCUAUGGCUGCCGUGCAUCAUGCCGACGGCUUGCUGCCCGACGGCGCCGACGAGCUGCAGCUGCCUGAGACCAAGGAGGCGGCCGAGCCUGGCAAGGCCGCGCUCAACACCACACCGCCGGCGGACGUCACCUUUGUGCUGGUGGCCAAGGAGCUUCAGAGCCUCGACGACAUCUCGCGGUAUGUUGAUGCGUACCAGCCGCACAUCUUCCACAUCUCGGCCUUUGGCGACAUGGACGGCAUUCCGAAGGUCAUUCUCCGCUCGCUCUUCCGCAACAACAACAUCCGGUGCUGCCUGUUCAACACGCCCGAGUCAAAGCGGAUUGCGCUGCUCUGCUCAACAGGCGUCCACGCCUCGGUCGGCAUCGACUCGCCAGACUUUCGGCCCAAGGACGGUUUCGUCUACUUUAAGACCUUUCUGGAGAACCUUGUCCUGUACGACGCCACAUACGUCGAAGCGCAUCUCCACGCCAACGCCGCCAUCAUCGCCUCGUACAAGUCGCUCAAGGACCAUGCGCUCCCGCGACCCAAGAUGAUGGUCGCCCUCGAGCGGUUCUGGGAUGACGGUGCCAGCAAGACGGCCGCACAGCCCGCACAGCCGACGCAGCUCAACGCCGACGCCCAAGGUGAUGACGCUCCGGCUCUUGCCGACGACACGCCAACGUCGUCAGAUGCCGAGCCGCUGCCGCCGGCGCCGACACUGCUGCCGGCGUCGGCGCUCGGUCCGCACCCCAAGUCGGUGGUGUACCAGGGCGGCGAGAAGGACUUGGCCACCAUGAUCCGAAAUCCCGAGAACCUCAACCACGAUGAUCUGAAGGUACUUGCCCGGCUCACCGCCCCAAGGGGGGGCCCUCAGCCGACUGCUGCCCGAUCCGACGUCGACUCGCUGAUGAACGCGCAGGCCGCCCUGGGCCCGAGCGAGCGGGUGAUGGUCACUGCUGGAAGUGACGAAGGUGGUAGCGUCGCCGGCGACGGCAGUGGCCGAGCAGGGGCCGGCCCGAUGAACCCGAUGCGGCCGCUCGCCAUCCGGUCGUCCAAGAUCAAGGCGUCGGUGGUGACGCAGGCGCCCGUGGCGGCGGCUGGCGACCUGGCGUCUGCGACCGACGCGGCGUCGUACCACUGCAUUCCGACGCUGGCUGCAUACAAACGGCAUAGUGUGACCCGGCUGGACAUCGAGGCCGGGCCCACCGACGUCGACAUGGACGACGACGCGUCGGUCAACACCCGGUUGCUGGCGUCGGCGCUCGACCCCGAGUCGCUGGAAGCCUUUGACGAGAAUGACAUGUCGGUCCGGGUCUUGCAGCACUUGUGCGAGGCCGACUUUGACGAGUACAUGCAGGAGAAGGCCGUGUACGUGCCUGACCCGUCGAUGUAUACUUCGAUUGUCGCCCUCGCCCUCACCGAUAAGCAGCGGUCAGAGCUGCUGGUGACGGCACGAGACUGUGCUGGCCCUGUUGCUGACGUGGACCUGGCCAAGCUCAUCUACAUUCCGCCGCGGGCGCCGCUGGCGUCCGCCGCCGAGUCCGAGGCUGCCGAGUCGGAGGGUCUGGGCCGGCUGGAGCCGUCAGGCGAUGCCCGUGUCUCGCGCCAUCGCAACAUCACGACGUCGACCACAACGCGGACGCUCAACGCUGCGUCCAACCAGCAGAACGGCGGCCUGGUGGUUCACAUCGGGGUCCCGCCGUCGACCGCCGCCGGCGACGCGCCCGACGCCGUCGCCUCGCUCAACACUCGCGCUGCCGAGAUUGAGGCCUGGGCCGCCACCAACACGGCUCCCUCUGACCUGGUCAUCAUCAACUGGAACUCGAUGCGCGCCGAUGAGCGCGGUGAGCCGCGGAGUGGAAGCGCGAGCGGGAGCAGCGGCAGUGCGCCGCAGUCGACGGCCAAGGGUGUGGUCGACGAGACCGCGGUCUCGCGGCUCUCCGCCGGCUCGCCCACCUUUGACGAGGCCGACAUUCCGGACUCACGCUCGGUCGCACUCUUUACCUACGACACUGAGCGGGCCGACGACCUAACUCAGCUGUUCUGCAUGAUGGCCAAGGCCCAACAGCCAGCCGGCGGAAGCGAGGCCGAGGCCAAGAGCGAGGCCAGUGGGAGCGAUGAGACCAAGGCCGAGGAAGAAGGCGACACGCCUCUGGUCGACGAACUGUACGCCGGCCCGGCAGUGCCUGCUGCGCUGUAUGUGGUUGGCUCGCCGGGUUGCGGCAAGACGUCGUUCCUUUCGCGGUUUGUGCUCGACGCGUACCGGUACCUCGCGCCGUCGACGACGGUGCUGCACUGGUUCUGCGACGUGCGCGAUCUCGACUCGCUCGAGCCGUACUACUUUAUCCACGGCAUCUCGGCACAGCUUGUGCGUGCCAUCCCGCACCUGCGCGACGCGCUCCACCGGGUCCGCAAGCUCCUCUCCCCAGGCAACGUGGCCCGAAACCCGGUCAAGGUGUUCGAAAAGGCGGUCCUCGCCCCGCUAUCGGCGUACUUUACCGAGCUCGCGGCGGUCUCCAAGCACAACGCAACGCUCGCCGACGAUCGGCUCUCGACCAUGGUUGUACUGGUCCUGGACGGGCUCGACGAGUCGCUCGCGCUCCCAGACAAGGCGCCAACCUGUGGCCUCCAUACCAUCCACUCGAUCCUUGCGGCGACGCCCGAGGAAGCCUUCCCGCCGCAGUUCCGGUUGGUCAUCUCGACAGCCGGCGAUGCAAGCGGAGCUCCGGCUGCAGUUCUCCCGCAGCCGUGCUUUGCGCCAGCGGCGCUACCAUCACGGUUUGGCGGGCUGUGUGGGACGGUCAACCUCGAUCUCGACCCAGUCGACGUUCUCGAAGCGCUCGUCCAGUACGAGGCUGCGCUGGAGGGCUCGGGGGGGCCGCUCACAGGCGGGCUGGCGGCAAGUGGGCCGGCGCAUCCGGGCGCGGCGCAGCCGAGCGCGCUGCUCAAGGAUCCCGCCAUGCGUGAGCUCUUCCACUCGCUGCUCACGGUCCGGACGGGACCACACCGGCUCUCACUCUUCCAACUCCACACGCUCUACUACUGGUGCGACCCGGUGACCGACAUGGACGGCCUGCGGCGGCUGGUCGACGAGCCUGAGCUCGACUUUUACCAGUGGCUGGUGUACGAGAAGGCACUGUGCCUCUCGCUCCCGCCUUCGGCGCCGCUCUACGACGCGCUGCUGGAGACGCGCCAGCCAGCGGUCCUUGCCCUCGCCAUGGUCCUCACCUCUGUCCAGCUUCUCUCGCCGACGCUCCUGCUCGACGCCAUGGACCUGACGUACCCUCAGAUCAUGUUUGCCUCGCGGACGCAGAGCCUUGCGCUGCUCGAGGGCCAGCUGAUGCCGCUGCUGGAGACGCAGCUGGACCCGCUGCUAGACCUGGCCGAGAGCGAGGGCGGCGAGAGCAAGCCGGCGCGAGCGGCGGGUGAGAGCGGCCAGCCGAAGCGUUCGCGGGUACGCUGCCGCAAGCGGGUCAGGCGCAGCGCCGAGGAGGCGCUCGACAAGCUCGACCUCGACCACGGCGUCACUGAGAUUGCCGACUCGGACGAGUACGAGUACGAGUACGAGUACGAGACCCCAAGCAAGGUCGAGGGCGGCGCGAGCGCCAAGCUGCCCACCGGCAGCGCGAGCAACGCUGGGGCCGGCGACGGCGGUGAAGGCCCGGAUGACGCACUGACAUACAUGGAGGACAACUUUCUGGUCCCGUAUUCGUUCCGCGACCCGUACCUGCGGUAUCCGACGGCGCAGGUGCGGAUGUCUGUGGCGCACGCGGCGCUGCUAGAGUGGCUCGAUGGGCAGGAUGAGCUUUUGGCUGACGGCAAAGGACUCGCACACGCGGUGCUAGCCGUGGUGUGGAUCACGGCAUCGUUCCUCACCGAGACGUCGCGGAUCUCGGGCGCCGACGCGCUCCAGGCGCAGUUGGAUGCCUUUGUGGCGACGAUCCGGCCCGAGGCGCGCCAAAAGUUUACGGUCUCGGGCGCAACCGAGGCCUUUGUGCGCCGGUACUCGACAUACGAGCGGUUCUCGCUCGUGGCGCAGCACCUUGCGCGGGCCGAGUGCGGACGGCCUGAGCAGCGCGCGGCGCUGCUCUCGUCGUGCGUCGACGUCAACGUGGUGACCGACAAGGGCAAUCUGUCGCUGUUUAUGGAGGCGGCAUGGCGCGGUGACGUGACGCUGGUCGAGUUCCUCCUCCACCUCGAGGAUCUGGACGUCAACGCGCGCAACUACGACGGGGCGUCUGCGCUGCACUUUGCCGCUGGGUGGGGCCAGGCCGAGGUUAUCGAGCUCCUGCUCUCGUCGCCGCUCUCGGGUCCAGUCAUAGACGUCAACUCGAUCUCGAAGAUGGGCUGCUCGCCGCUGUACAUGGCAGCGGAGCGUAACCACGUGGCGGCGGUCGACGUUCUUCUCACGGCCCCGGAUAUCGACGUCAACCUGACGGGCGACAUGAACACGCCGCUGCAUGUAGCGGCCGCACUUGGAUACGUCGACGUGGUGGCGUCGCUGGUCUCGCACCCGCGGGUGGACCUCAACGCAGUCGGGCACAUGAACUGCACGCCGCUGCUGAUGGCGUCGUCAGCCGAGGUACUCGACGUCAUUCUCUCUGCCGACGGCGUCGACGUCAACUGCUCGGACCAGGACGGAAUCACACUGCUGUACUUUGCGGCGCAGCGGUCAGACGUCAAAACGGUGCGCAAGCUGCUCUCCAUGCCAGGCAUCAACGUGUCGCCGGUGGAGAGCAUCAACGGCAAGACGCCGCUGCGCGUGGCAGCCGACAAGGGCUCUUCCGAGAUUGUGCGACUGCUGCUAGAAGUGUGCGAGCCGGAGGCGGUCAAUGACGUGGCCGCCGACGAGUUCUCCAUCCUGCAGUCUGCCGCCGAGUACGGCCACACCGGGGUCGUUCGCGAACUGGUGGCCAUUCCGGCUCUCGACGUCAACGCCAAAAACGCCAAGGACGGCCUCACUGCGCUGCACUACGCGGCAGCCAAGGGCCACGCCGGCGUUGUGGCCGCCCUCCUCGACCGCCACGACCUCGACGUCAACAUCCUCAACCGUCACAUGUGCACCGCCCUCUACACAGCGGCAAUGCACAACCAUGAGGCGGUGGUGGCCGACCUGCUCGCGCGCGGGCGCAACAUCGACGUCAACCUGCCGGACUCGCACAAGUACACGCCGUGCCACAUUGCAGUGGACAAGAACAACCUCGACGUGGUCAUGACGCUGCUGGACAACCCUGAAUGCAACAUCAACGCGCCGGCCGAGAUGGGCCUCACCCCGCUGCACGCCGCGGCCUACCGAGGCAACGCCGAGGUCGUGCGCGUCCUCCUCCUCGCGCCGGCGCUCGACGUCAACGCCAUGGACAAAGAGUCGCGGACACCGCUGCUGGUGGCUGCCAUGCACGGCAAGCACAAGGUGUGCGAGCUGCUCGUCCACGACUCGCGGGUCAACGUCAACAUUGCCGACCGUCACGGGUACCUUCCGCUGCACAUGGCGGCCGACAAGGGCCGGCUGCUCUCAGUCCGGGCCCUGCUCUCGGUCCCUGGCGUCCACGUCAACGCCGCCGCCGAGCAGGGUGUCACCCCGCUCCACGCGGCGUCAUACGAGAAUCGACGCGACGUUGUGCAGGAGCUGCUCUCGUACGAGGGCAUCAAGGUCAACGUCGCCGCCGCCAAGGACGGCGCGACGCCGCUGCAGAUCGCAUCCGACCGUGGCAAUGCUGAGGUUGUCGAGCUGCUUCUUGAGGCCGGUGCCGUCGACCCCCGCGGCAAGGCCCGCAAAGCCGCGUCGGUCAAGGGCUACCUCAACAUCGUGGCGCUCCUCGACGCGCCGCGAUGCGGGGCCUGCUUUAAGAGCUCCACAACGCUGCAAGAGUGCGCCGGCUGCCACAAGGUCGUCUACUGCUCACGCACCUGCCAGAAGCGGGCAUGGAAGGAGCACAAGUUUGUGUGCAAUAAGCGUAAGCGGUGAUCGUAAAC